Messenger RNA from Diaporthe batatas, 1227 nucleotides. RefSeq lists its product as uncharacterized. The record is from RefSeq and is a predicted model, not a curated record. Lineage: Eukaryota; Fungi; Ascomycota; Sordariomycetes; Diaporthales; Diaporthaceae. The transcript is spliced from 4 exons. Bases 1 to 1227 code for a protein of 408 amino acids.
AUGGCUGAAGACUUCCCCAGCACUAUCACUGAUGAGGCGAGGGCGCGGGCGCCCAUCAGCAGCGAGACGGUCGUAGGAGUCAGUGUGUUGUUCCUUGUACUGUCGACAUUGUUCACCGGGACUCGUCUUUACACCAGGUUUACUGUUUAUCAGCAAUUCUGGUGGGAUGACUGGUCGAUGCUUGUUGCGUGUAUGGGCACGGUCGCCCUCUGCACGCUGUUCAUGUUGAUGUGGCAGCACGGCGGUGGAAUGCACCACCAAGACACGCCCCCCGACGAGUACAAGCGCUACGUCGAGAUCUUCCAGGACCUCCAGAUGGUCGCGCGCACGAGCAUGUUCUUCGCCAAGCUGUCCAUCCUGCUGCUGUACGUGCGGCUCUUCUUCCCCAAGGGCGUGGGCCGCAGCGCGCUGUGGUGGAUCAUCCAGGUCGUCGUGUGGCUCAACCUCCUCUACACGGUGGGCCUGAUCCUCGCCCUCGCGCUGCAGUGCGUGCCGUACGGCAGGGCCUACGGCAGCAGCUGCGUCGACCAGUACAUGGUCCUGAUCUCGGCGUCCAUCAUCAACAUCGUCAGCGACAUACUCGUGCUCAUCAUCCCCAUGGCCUCGCUCUGGAGGCUGAACAUGAGCCGCCGGCGGAAGUGGGCUGUGUGGGCCCUGUUCGCGUUCGGCACACUCGCCCCCCUCUCCAGCAUCGCCCGCCUCGCCUACCAGGUCCCCAUGGCCAACGGCAGGGACACCACGGUGAUCUACAUGGUGGUUGUCCUCCUCGCGCUGGCAGAGCAGGUCAUCGGCAUCGUGGCGGGCUGCGCGCCCGUGGUGAGCACGUGGUUCGUCCGCCUCGUGCUCAACAGGGGCCCCUCCCGAAAUGCCGCCAACAAGAUCAGCCCCGGCGCGGCGGCAAACGCCCCGCGCACGCGCACGCUGACGCAGCGCUUCUGGCCCGACCGCGAGGACGGCCACCAGGGCGGGCCCGAGACGCCGCAGGAGCGCCGCCGGAGGAGGUGGAAGCGGUCUGCCGCGUCGGACCCGUACCCGCUGACCACGACGACGGGCGUGCAGACGACGACGGCAAGCGAGGAGGCGCUCCACCCUGGCUGCGGCUUUGAGGCGCUUGGGCGUGCCGAGUCUGGGUCGGGGCGCGGGCCUGAUGGGAUUGAGAUGGGGGAUGUCAGCCCUGUGACUCCUGUCAUGGUGAGGGGGGGAUUUGAUAAUGCCCGGGUCCCGUAG